Molecule: messenger RNA, 3827 nt
Organism: Vitis vinifera (wine grape)
Lineage: Eukaryota; Viridiplantae; Streptophyta; Magnoliopsida; Vitales; Vitaceae
Product: DExH-box ATP-dependent RNA helicase DExH3
Exons: 19
Coding region: 174-3584 (1136 amino acids)
Cellular component (GO): intracellular anatomical structure; nucleus
Molecular function (GO): ATP binding; RNA binding
Source: RefSeq, a predicted model, not a curated record
AAAAUAUAGAAAAUAGAAUUCGGCACCCAGUUGGGACGCUAACUGAGGCUUCAAGCCUGCAACUUUAAAAACAGAAGUGGAAGAAAUGGUGGAGAAUCAUUGAACCCUAGAAAUCCUUUAGAAUGCAUUGGAGGGUUCAACAUCAAAAAAGCUAUGCUUGAAAAGCUUUUAGGAUGCAUUCGAGGCUAGCAUUUCUCUUGCUUUCCUCCCCAUUCAAACCAAGGCUUUCACGCCCGCCUACUUUUUCUUUCCUCUCUUCUCUCCCCACUCCUUCUUCCUUCAUUCGCCGCCGGGGACUUUGCGGAUACGCCGCCGAGCAGUUCUCCGAUGAUGAGUACGACUGCGAUUUUGAGAGCCAUAAGGCAUCAUCCUCAGUGGCGAACAUUGAUGAGUGGAAAUGGAAACUCAGCCUGCUAUCACGCAAUGAACAAGAUCAAGAGAUUGUGUCCAGAGAUAAAAAAGAUAGGAGAGACUAUGAGCAGAUUUCUAAUCUCGCCAACAGGAUGGGUCUUUACAGUGAAAUAUAUGGAAAAGUGAUGGUUGUGAGCAAGGUUCCACUACCCAACUACAGACCAGAUCUUGAUGAUAAACGGCCACAGAGGGAGGUAGUUAUCCCACUAAGCUUGCAGAGGAGAGUAGAGGGUCUACUUCAGGAACAUCUUGAUAGAAUGCUGUUGAGUUCUGGAAAGGUCAGCGACUGUUCUGAUGAUGCCAAUGGCAAUGGUGGGUUUGAAGAUGUGAAUCCUGAAGAUAAUCCAGACUCUCUCCUAGAUGGGUCUGUUAUGGAAAAGGUUCUUCAGAGGAGGAGUUUGCGAAUGCGUAAUAUGCAGAGGGCUUGGCAGGAGUCACCUGAAGGUAAGAAGAUGCUGGACUUUAGGAAAUCUCUCCCUGCAUUUAGAGAGAAGGAAAGGUUGCUCCAGGCAAUUGCACGAAACCAGGUUGUUGUGGUUUCUGGGGAGACUGGAUGUGGUAAGACGACUCAACUUCCUCAAUACAUAUUGGAGUCGGAAAUUGAAUCUGGUCGUGGAGCAUUCUGUAGCAUAAUUUGUACUCAGCCUCGAAGAAUAUCUGCUAUGUCUGUUUCUGAAAGGGUGUCUACAGAGAGAGGAGAGCCUCUGGGUGAAUCAGUUGGCUAUAAAGUUCGAUUGGAGGGAAUGAAAGGAAAAAAUACCCAUCUACUUUUCUGUACCAGUGGUAUUUUGCUUCGAAGGUUGUUGAGUGACCGCAACCUGAAUGGUAUAACCCAUGUUUUUGUUGAUGAAAUUCAUGAGCGAGGCAUGAAUGAAGAUUUCCUAUUGAUUGUGUUGAAGGACCUUCUCCCACGUCGUCGGGAUUUGAGAUUGAUUUUAAUGAGUGCUACUCUUAAUGCUGAGCUCUUUUCCAAUUUUUUUGGUGGAGCACCAACAAUUCACAUUCCGGGCUUUACAUAUCCAGUGAGAGCCCACUUUCUGGAAGAUGUGUUAGAAAUGACAGGAUAUAAGUUGACUUCAUUCAACCAAAUUGAUGAUUAUGGCCAAGAGAAAAUGUGGAAGACUCAGAAGCAGCUAGUACCAAGGAAAAGGAAAAACAAGAUCACUGCUCUUGUUGAGGAUGCUCUUACUAAGUCAAGCUUUGAGAAUUAUAGCUCUGGAGUACGUGAUUCGCUGUCAUGUUGGACGCCUGAUUGCAUGGGAUUUAAUCUUAUUGAGGCAGUUUUAUGCCACAUAUGUCGGAAAGAACGGCCAGGUGCUGUGUUAGUAUUCAUGACAGGUUGGGAGGACAUUAGUUGUUUGAGGGAUCAAAUUAGAGCUCAUCCCCUCCUAGGGGAUCCUAAUAGAGUUCUGCUGCUUACGUGCCAUGGUUCAAUGGCAACUUCUGAACAGAAACUCAUAUUUGAGAAGCCGCCUCCUAAUGUACGUAAGAUAGUUCUUGCAACAAAUAUGGCAGAAGCAAGCAUUACAAUCAAUGAUGUAGUUUUUGUUGUUGACUGUGGGAAAGCAAAAGAAACCACCUAUGAUGCCUUGAAUAAUACCCCUUGUCUACUGCCAUCUUGGAUAUCACAAGCUUCUGCCCGACAAAGAAGAGGUAGGGCUGGUCGUGUGCAGCCAGGGGAAUGUUACCACCUAUACCCCUCAUGUGUUUAUGAAGCUUUUUCUGAAUAUCAACUUCCUGAACUGCUGAGAACUCCUUUGAAUUCUCUAUGCUUGCAAAUAAAAAGUCUUCAGGUUGGGAGUAUUGGAGAAUUCUUAUCAGCUGCACUGCAGCCACCAGAACCAUUGGCUGUCCAAAAUGCUGUUGAUUUUCUGAAGAUGAUUGGAGCUUUGGAUGAGAAGGAAAAUCUUACAAAUCUUGGUGAGUAUUUAUCAAUGCUCCCAGUGGAUCCCAAGCUUGGGAAAAUGCUAAUCAUGGGCACUAUCUUCCGUUGCUUUGAUCCUAUUCUAACAAUUGUGGCUGGACUUAGUGUCAAGGAUCCUUUCCUUUUGCCUCAAGACAAGAAGGAUUUGGCAGGGACAGCAAAAUCUAGAUUCUCUGCAAAAGACUAUAGUGACCACAUGGCUCUUGUUCGUGCAUAUGAAGGAUGGAAAGACGCAGAAAGAGAAGGAUCAGCAUAUGAGUAUUGCUGGAGGAAUUUCCUCUCUGCCCAGACUCUUCAGGCUAUCCAUUCUCUUCGGAAACAGUUUAGCUUCAUUCUAAAAGAUGCUGGCUUACUAGAUGCAGAUGCAAACACCAAUAAUAGAUUAAGUCAUAACCAAUCAUUGGUUCGUGCAAUCAUAUGCUCUGGUCUCUUCCCUGGCAUAGCAUCUGUUGUGCCAAGGGAAACGUCAAUGUCUUUCAAAACAAUGGAUGACGGCCAAGUUUUACUAUAUGCAAAUUCUGUGAAUGCACGUUACCAGACAAUUCCCUACCCUUGGCUUGUCUUUGGUGAAAAAGUGAAGGUCAAUACAGUUUUUAUACGGGAUUCUACUGGGAUAUCUGAUUCAAUACUGAUCCUUUUUGGUGGUACUCUGAGCCGUGGAGCAAUGGCUGAGCAUUUGAAAAUGUUGGAGGGUUACAUUGAUUUCUUCAUGGAUCCUAGUUUGGCAGAGUGCUAUUGGAAGCUUAAAGAGGAAUUUGAUAAGCUUUUACAAAAGAAACUUCAAAAUCCUAGCUUGGACAUCCACAAGGAAGGAAAGUACCUUAUGCUUGGCAUUCAGGAGCUGGUAUCAGGAGAUCAAUGUGAAGGGAGAUUUGUAUUUGGGCGUGAAAGCAAGAAACCAAGGGAGCCUUGUGACAGCAACAGAUUUACAAAAGAUGGAACAAACCCAAAGAGCUUACUACAAACUCUUCUGAUGCGAGCAGGGCAUUCCCCUCCAAAAUACAAAACAAAGCACCUCAAAACAAAUGAAUUCAGGGCACUGGUGGAGUUCAAGGGAAUGCAGUUUGUGGGGAAGCCCAAGAAAAACAAGCAGCUCGCAGAGAGGGAUGCAGCCAUAGAGGCAUUGGCCUGGUUGACUCACACAUCUGACAACAGUCAGGGUGAAUAUGGCGAAGAUGAGUCCCCUCCCGAUGUCACUAACAACAUGCUAAAAAUUCUUGGAAAGCGCAGAAGAUCAAAGCGUAGAUGAUGGAUAAAUUAGCAUUUGCCAUGUUUGUUUUCUUCAGGUAUAUGGGCAAUCUUAUAGUUGCAAGAGAAACUAUAGGUAUUUUCUGUGAAAUUUGCAGCCAAGUUAUAGGUACAUUACACUGUAGUGUAUAUAAGAGGAAAAUUUUUGAACAAUUAGGUGGAGCUUGUCAUUUAUUCCACAACCCAUUCACUUUAUGUAAAAAAAAAAAAAAAAGAUGAAUAAAUUUCUCUAUUCAUAUAUCAA